This is a messenger RNA of Prunus avium (sweet cherry), 1784 nucleotides long. It is a transcript of the gene MDH, whose product is annotated as malate dehydrogenase. Gene Ontology annotation, biological process: malate metabolic process; tricarboxylic acid cycle. The record is from RefSeq and is a predicted model, not a curated record. Lineage: Eukaryota; Viridiplantae; Streptophyta; Magnoliopsida; Rosales; Rosaceae. Gene Ontology annotation, molecular function: L-malate dehydrogenase (NAD+) activity. Gene Ontology annotation, cellular component: mitochondrion; cytoplasm.
GAUUCGUCUGAGGCCCAUUGGCGGAGUUUUUAACGAACUUCACAAGCAAAACCCAAGACGGGCCAAAACCCCAUUCUCUCUCUCACUCCUUUAUAUUCUCUCUUCUCAAUACUUUGCCUCUCCAAAGUCGCGUCUCAGAGAGCUCUGUAGUAGGUGGCCUUCAGCAUCUUCAAGAGUUUGUGAGAUGGCGGCAACAUCAGCAGCGGCUACCUUUUCCAUCGGAACCACCUGUUCCCUUGGCCACAAAGCAGUCUCAUUUCCACAGUCAAAGCCUUGUGCUUUGAGGUUCAACUCCCAAAACCCUCUUAAGAGUUCUUUCAAUGGCCUCAAGGCAACUACAUCUCUCGCUUGUGAAUCUGAGACCUCUUUCUUGGGCAAAGAAACCACCGCAGCUCUUCGAGCUUCUUUUGCUCUAAAAGCCCACAAGGGAGCCCAGGUGGUUCAAACUCCGUUUCAACCCCAGGCCUCUUAUAAAGUAGCUGUUCUUGGAGCUGCUGGAGGGAUAGGUCAGCCCCUGGCUCUUUUGAUCAAGAUGUCCCCUUUGGUCUCUGACCUGCAUUUAUAUGAUAUAGCAAAUGUCAAGGGUGUUGCUGCUGACCUCAGUCACUGCAACACUCCCUCCCAGGUUCUUGAUUUCACCGGAGCUGCUGAGUUAGCCAAUUCAUUGAAAGGUGUGGAUGUGGUGGUCAUACCUGCUGGUGUUCCAAGAAAGCCCGGUAUGACCCGUGAUGACCUCUUCAAUAUCAAUGCCGGCAUUGUGAAGAACUUAGUUGAGGCUGUGGCUGAUAACUGUCCCGAGGCCUUCAUCCACAUUAUUAGUAAUCCGGUGAACUCCACGGUGCCAAUUGCUGCAGAAGUGCUGAAAAAGAAGGGUGUUUAUAACCCAAAGAAGCUCUUUGGUGUUACUACCUUGGAUGUUGUGAGGGCAAACACAUUUGUUGCUCAGAAGAAGAAUCUAAAACUGAUUGAUGUUGAUGUCCCAGUUGUUGGUGGACAUGCUGGGAUAACCAUUCUACCCCUUCUAUCAAAGACAAAACCCUCAGUCAGCCUCACUGAUGAAGAAGUUGAAAAGCUAACCGUAAGGAUUCAAAAUGCUGGAACCGAGGUUGUAGAGGCAAAGGCUGGUGCUGGAUCUGCUACAUUGUCAAUGGCAUAUGCAGCAGCUAGAUUCGUCGAGUCAUCUCUGCGUGCACUGGAUGGAGAUGGGGAUGUCUAUGAGUGCUCUUAUGUAGAGUCUGAUCUGACAGAGCUUCCUUUCUUUGCAUCAAGGGUUAAGCUUGGAAGGAAAGGGGUUGAAGCUUUGAUACCAUCUGACCUCCAAGGUUUGACAGAGUAUGAGCAGAAGGCUUUGGAAGCACUUAAGCCGGAACUGAAAGCCAGCAUUGAAAAGGGUAUUGCAUUUGCCAACAAGCAAGCAGUGACUGCUUAGAUCGCUAGCAUCUGAAGCUCCUAAAACCUCAUUCUAAUGAAUGCCUUAUAGAGGGUUAUAAAGAAACCUGGUUAUUUUUUUUGCAUCGGUACUUUUAAGUUUUGUAGAAUGAAUUUGAUAUCCUCUCAUUUUUCCAUGUUGAAGCAUUGUUGGGAAGAAAUAUAGAGUUGCCUCUGUUGUUGUAGAUUGAAGAAUGUAGCCUUGCCUUUCUCUUGGGGAAUAUGUAGUGACAGUUUUGAAAUAACUUGGCUGGUCGAUUGUUAGUUCUUAGGAAUAUCAUGUAUUUCUCUCCUCUGGCGUGUAUGCUAGACUUGAGCUAGUCACUGUCAAAUAAUUCUAAGAAUGUUUUUUUUAA